AUGGCGACUCUGACCCCCUGCCUCUUACAGAUCUUUGCUGUGCUCCAAUUGGCUGCCUGCUCGUUUCCAGAGGAACCUGGGCCUUUAAUCUCCGCCCCCGCUGAGGUGGUGAGACGGUAUCCAGUGUUUUUGGGCCGAGCGCAUCGCUCUUACACCCGUCAGGAGCCGCUGUACAUUCAGACCGUCCUCAGAGUCAACCGUACACUUUACAUCGGAGCCAGAGAUGACCUUUAUCGAGUGGAAUUGGACCAUGUAUCUGGAGAUGAAAUGUUCUACAGCAAGAAAAGAACAUGGGAAUCCAACAAGAAUGACAUCCGCAUCUGUAGAAUGAAGGGCAAACACGAGGAGGAGUGCCGUAAUUAUAUUAAGGUGUUGCUGAGCCAUGAUGGAGGGCUGUUUGUGUGCGGGACAAACGCUUUCAACCCACUGUGCGCCAAUUACACGAGAGACACUCUGGAAUUGGUUGGCGAGCCCAUCAGUGGAAUGGCCCGAUGUCCUUAUGAUCCUAAACACGCAAACGUCGCUCUGUUCGCAGAGGGGAGCUUGUUCACGGGUACAGUGACAGACUUCUUGGCUAUUGAUGCUGUGAUCUACCGCAGCCUGGGAGAGAGUCCUGCCCUGCGCACCAUCAAACACGACUCCAAGUGGUUCCGAGAGCCUUAUUUUGUGAGCGCCGUUGAAUGGGGACCGCAUAUCUACUUUUUCUUCAGAGAAAUGGCCAUGGAGUUCAACUACCUGGAGAAGGUGAUGGUGUCUCGCGUGGCGCGUGUGUGUAAAGGUGAUCUGGGCGGCUCUCAGCGAGUGUUAGAGCGGCAGUGGACGUCAUUUCUGAAGGCCCGUCUGAACUGCUCCAUCCCUGGAGACUCACACUUCUACUUCAACCUGCUGCAGUCCACCAGCCCCAUCAUACGCAUGCAGGGCAGAGACGUCAUCCUGGGGGUCUUCUCUACACCCUCCAAUAGCAUCCCUGGCUCUGCGGUGUGUGCGUUUGACAUGCAGCAGCUGGCACGUGUGUUUGAGGGCAGAUUCAAAGAGCAGAAAUCACCAGAAUCCAUAUGGACACCAGUACCUGAUGAACUGGUGCCACGACCAAGGCCUGGAGGAUGUGCUGUCCAGGGCUCCAGAUUCAGCACCUCCAACACCCUCCCUGAUGAAGUGCUUAAUUUCAUCAAAAUCCAUCCUCUGAUGGACGAAGCGGUUCCUUUGUUGGGACACAGACCCUGGAUAGUCAAGACCAUGGUCCGGUACCAGUUGAACACUAUGGUGGUGGACACUGAGGCAGGCCCUCAUCGCAAUCGCACUGUAGUUUUCCUCGGCUCUACCAGAGGAACCGUUCUUAAGUUCCUCAUCACACCCAGCCCGGAGAACCCAUACGCCAAUACCAAUACAUUCCUGGAAGAGCUGGAGGGAUACAACCCUGAAAGAUGUGGUGAUGACUCUGUGCAGGCGAUGCAGCCACUCUCUCUGACCCUGGACAAACCCAGUCACACUCUCCUGCUGGCCUUCCACUCGUGUGUGGUGCGAGUGCCUGUCGCCCGCUGCCACCUGCACUCCAGAUGCAUGAAAAACUGCAUUGCGUCCAGAGAUCCAUACUGCGGCUGGACCAGAGGAAGCACCUGCACACUCCUGAGACCCGGCACCAGAUUACCGUUCGUGCAGGACGUCGAAUAUGGAAACACCUCACAUCUCGGAGACUGCGACGGUUUGUUACGUGAGAGUUUCAUGGAUGAGCCUGAAAGCCUUGUCACUUUAAACCUGCUGGUUGUUGCGGCAGUCUCUGCAUUCUCCACCGGGGCAGCACUCUCAGGUCUAGCAGUGUGCUGGAUCAUGGGUCAAAAACACCGUCAUCGUUCUCACAGCAACACUCCGUCGUCCAGUAUUCAGCGGAAGAGUGAGAAGGAACGUUGCAUGAUGGGACAAAGCAGAAGCGGCUCUGUAAUGAGUGUAUCCCGACACAGUGGCACAGACCGGCCACGAUCCCAGGGUGAGACGCUUUUCGUCAUGCCCAAUGGGUGGGUGAAAGCUGGCGAUUUAGACCCAGGUCUACUUCCCACACCAGAGCAAACUCCUCUGCAGCAGAAACGUGGGCUACGCCUGUCCGAUUCUGGAUCCAGCUGGGACCAAAGUCAGACCUUCCUGAGCUCAGUGGGAACCCAGUGUCCACCCCCACCAUCCACCCUAUAUCUCAGCUCUAAACUCCUCCAAGGAAGUCGACGCCAUGAGGAAGCCAUCGAGACUGGUAUUGAUCGCCAACGGUAUGUCUCCCUUUCCAAGUACCGGGAUCAGGGAGUACGCCCGGGCACUCUUCUUCGCAAGUCAGCCGGUGAAUAUAACUACCCCAUGACUCCACAAGACUCCCCUGACCGACGGAGAGUGGUUUCAGCCCCCAGCACCCAGAUAGAGUACAGCGGAGAGCCUCUUCGCUGGACCCACGAGGGAUACAUCUUCAGCAGUCACGGCAUACCUCCAACAGGGCACCACUACACCCCUGGCUCUCAGCAUCCUGCAGGACUGACCCGCUCCGUGCUCCACGGGUCUCGGGGACUCAUCGAGCUGGCGGACUUCAGCCACUUACUUGGGAAGAGUGGAAGCGAUCGGACACCAACAGGCCAGUGAACAAAGGGGUAAAAGGAAGUAAAGAGCAUUUAAUUGUGGAAACGUGAGUGGAUGAAACCUCAUGUGGACUGCAGAGCGCAACCUGGCCCACCACAGAAAGUCUCUCUCUGUCUUUCUUUCCUUUCUUACUCGCUUGUCAUCCUUUCCUUAUUUGUCUGAAACUUCUUGCAGGAGGAGAAGCCAACGUGAACCUCACUGAGUACGAGAAGAGCAGUCAAUGCAACUGGAAACAAUUGCUUUACACUUUAUCACACCUUAUCAGAUGGAGAAAAGAAGCGGAAGACUUUUGAGGACUAUCUAUCCUUGAAUCUGUUCACACCUAGACUCUCUAAGUUUGAUAGAAAUGCAGCAUUUUAUUCAGGAAUUGGAACAGUGGUUCUCUACAAAUAUGAGCAAAAACCAAACCAUUCCUUGGAGUAAUGACUCAGUAGCAAACAGUGGUCAGUCUGGUCAUAAAAACUCAGUUCUUUGAUUAUUGGCAUACGGAUAGAUUUGCAUCACUGGAUAGAUCAUCUUGUCACAAGAAGAGGAUCUGGAACAGAAUCUAGAGGUCAGUCAGAUAUGAUUCUGAUCAAUACCAAACUCAAAGCUCAAAGUGUUCAGAUUACUGGCCUAAAGGACACUCAAUUUCCAUCAGUCUAAAUCCAGUAGAAGGUAGAUUUGGACAGAUCAAGUGGUCAGAAAGAAAGAUUUGGAGUGUAACUGUAUUCUAGAACUUUCAUUGGAAUUGCUUCACUCCCUUUUAUGCCACAAAAACUUUUUGUAGCCCAAAACGUUUUCUAAAUAACAUGCAUAGUAGUGUUGUAGUACUUGCAUCCAAAAAAAGACCAGACUUUCUCAAAUCUGAGUGCAAGACCAUAUUUUCUAUGGUUCAGGUCCAAACACUCUUGAAAAUAUGGUCUUGGAUUUGAGUAUUACAACACUUUCAGCAUAUUAAAUGGGAAAUUAAAAAGAAGAAGAUUAUAGAGAGUGCCCAAACAUCUCUACACUUGGGCAGGGCCCCACAGUUCACUUCGCAAGAUUUGCGGUACACUAGUUGUUCUGAUGCAUUGCUUUGACCAAAACAUAUGGAUUUAAAACACAGAAUCUUUUCUGUUUGUGAUUUUUAUCUCUGUUGAGUGAGCUGAGGCCUUUACCUCAGUAUUACCUCAGCCUUGAUUUCAGACUUACAGAGAGAAAGAAAGAGAAACAGAGAGAGAAAAGAUUUUGGUCGGAUGGAUUUCAUGGCCUCAACCACAUGAGUUUAUGUGUUCUGUGUAGCUCCGUGAGUUUAAUCAGAGAAACAGAGCUCUCUGAGAUCUUCUGAACAUGCUGGAUUCCAAGUCUUUUUUCGUCUUUUUUUUUUUUGGGGUUUCUUCCUUUUUGUACAGUGAAUUUUUUACACAAUAUGUAAUGCGUAACAUGGAAGACAGAACUGAGGUGACAACACCUACUGUUUUCUAGAAAGACAAUUUGAGACUCUGUCUUGAAGACUCUUGGACUCUGAGAUGGCAUUUCAGAUUUUGUGUGUCCUGGACUAUGAAGGAGGACAAACGAAAAGGGAAAGAGGAAAUCAUGAAGCGAAUACUGAAGGUACAAUGAAGUCAAGAGGUGUGAACGCCAGCUAUGUUAUUGAAUGUGUUUGUCUGUGAAGUACUCUUUUUGCUUGUCUCAUGCAUAUCAUAAGGUAUUUCCCCUACUUUUUGUAUUUAUUGUUUUGUUUUUUCAGUCGUAUAGUAGUCUUUUUGAAAAGUCUGCGUCAACAGUGGAUCGCGUUAUUCCAGUUAUAUUCUUUACCUGGAAAUGGUCAAAGUAAAAACCAAGAAAUUGUGUCUUCAUAUCAGAAUAGUAGCAUAAUCAACUGUACACCCAAACACUCUCUGGCUCCAUUCCAAACCCUAGAGCUGCCUAUCUGUUCAAGGCUGUUCAAAGCAGCAAGCAGAAAAAUGGUUCUUCCUUGCCAAAUCUCGACUGAGAGUUCGCAUUCAGCAGGCGAUUUUAUCCGAAGUGAAUUGCAUUGCACAUAAGGUAUUCAUUUUAUCAGUUCGUGUCUUCGCUGGGACUCAAACACAAGACAUCGGUGGAGCUACGGGAAGGCUUUACCUCAGUAUUACAUCAGCCCUCAAUUCAGACUUCACAUAAGUGAGAGGCAGAGUGGAAAACUUUCAUGACAGUUUCAUCCGAGAUGGCAUACUGAGUUUACAUUUAUUAUUUAAACUACACAAUAUCAUCCUGAUUUUGGCAGGAUCUGUUUGACAAAGGGUGUCGUGGUGAUGCGUAAAAUGACAACGGGACGUCAAGAUGCAAGAACCGAUUGUUUUAUCCAGUGUAGUGUGUCACAAUGGAUGACAGCAGGGACACUUCUCAACAUUCCAAAAAACUAGCAAGUUUUUUGGUGGGUUUUUUUUGUCACAUAUGAUGUUAAUCAACCAAAGCAUAGCAAAUCUUAAGUACACAACUUUAAAGAUGGUUUAAAUGAAAGACAGAUAUUUGUAUUGAUGUAGAUAGGUGGACUUAUGCAAUAGAGAAAAGAUUUGUGGAGCUAUGGCAACAAUAAAACAAAUACAGUGUGAUUGGAAUCAAACACAUGGCCUUGGGAUAGCCAGAAUACAUUUUCUGAAUACAUGAUAAACGUAACAGCAUGCAACAGUUUCUAAAGGUAUCAGAUCUAAAAUAUUUCCAUCAUAUUCCAGAUUAAAUAACGAAAGUGCUAAAUAUGUGUACUGUUUUAGCUUGUUAUCAAAUUAGGUGAUGUUAAUGAGGUUGCGGCGAAAAAGAUUUUCAAAACAGUCUCAAGUUAAGUUUAGUUCAGUUUAUGUCUUAAAGGAGCAGUUCACUCAGAAUGAAAAUGUGCCUUUAUUUUACUCUCAGGUCAACCAAGAUGUAGUUGACUUCAUUUCUUUAGUGAGCAUUAAAGAUGUUUAGAUCAAAUUGAGGUCCUUCGUGAUUCAUACAAUACAAGUCAAUAGCUAUGUUUGCAUCCAAAGAUGCUAAUUAAAUUUAUAAGCAGAGAGAACAAAAUCGUCACUUCCUGAUUAACUGGCGCCAAAUAUCCAAAGUAAAAACGUAAUUUGCUGCAGUAGGAGAAGCUGCGUGAAUCUUUUCUUUGUUUAAUAAAUGACUUGCACCUGGCGACACGGUGGUGAAGUUGGUAGUGCUGUCGCCUCAAGGCAAGAAGGUCGCUGGUUUGAGCCUCGGCUGAGUCAGUUGGCAUUUCUGUCCAAAGUCCAAAGACAUGCGAUACAGGUGAAUUGGGAAAGCUAAAUUGUCCGUAGUGUAUGUGUGUGAAUGAGUGUGUAUGGAUGAUGGAAGGGCAUCCGCUGCGUAAAAACAAAUGCUGGAUAAGUUGGCGGUUCAUUCCACUGUGGCGACCCCAGAUUAAUAAAGGGAUUAAGCCGAAAAGAAAAUGUAUGAAUGAAUGACUUGCACCUCAGAAGGCAAUGCAGACACGCAAUGAACGUGUGGUGGCAUUUGAAGGCGUGAGACACGGAGCACAGAUGCUCUUGACUAUUCUGGAGGUAAUUGAUAAUAUAAUAACACUAAUAGUAGCAGUUUCAAAACUUAUGCGCAUCUUGCUUUUCCAUCAACCGUUUUUUAUGCUUAUAUCCAAAAUGCGCAUUAAAAUUAGUGGAUGGAAAUGUAGCUAAUGGAUACUGGAACUUUGGGACUUUAAAGUGACCUUUAAUGUCUUGUUUCAACUCAGUGGUAUGGUUAAAUUCAACACAAUACAGUAUGAUUUGGUUUGGGUUACCCUGAUCAGAAUUGGGUUUCCACUGCAAAUAGUACCUUUACUGGUUUGAUGUAGUACAGUUUUUCUCAACUACAAUCCUGGAGAACCAGCAACACUGCAUGUUUUGGAAGUCUUCUUUGUCUGUCACAACCAUUACAGGUCUUUCAGUCUCUGCUAAUGAGCUGAUGAUCUGAAUCAAGUGUGUUUUGUUAGGGAGACAUGGAAAAUGUGCAGAGCUGGCGGGCCUCUAGGAACGUGGUUGAGAAACACUGGUGUAGUGUAUGGUAUGAAAAUUGUGAUUGAUGUUUUCAUUUUGUCAACAAAAUUGCCUUGAAACUAACAGAAACUUGACAGGUCUGCUGAACCAGUAACAAAGAUUAAUGCAGAUUAACUUUUUUAUCUAUUUGACUACAUUUUAGUAGCGGACCAGAGCAUGGACAUUCAUCGUUUUGAGUCACGCUACUAGGGUAGAACACCUGUCAAGGUUUUGUUUGUGUCAAGCUAUAAGCUAUACGAAUAAUUUUUACCCUCAUUUUCAUUGAUAAAAAUUAAGAUUGGAUUAAUUCAAUUAGAUUAGAUUCAUUCACACGCGAAGAAGAAAGCCAUAUUUGACUUUCACAUAUCAUGUCUUUUGCCCACUCAAAUUCAUUAAAUAAAUAAAUAAAGAGAGGAAAUGGCACCUUUCGCUCUUUCAGCGUGUUUAGAUGUGAUGUGAACAACCUCAAAACCAACAAUAGGAAACAUACAGCAGAUCCUGUUCUUGCUUGUUGGCAAGUGGAUGUUUGUCACAAGAAGGCAACAAGCUUUGUUUGAGUAGGGUUAAUUGCACCAACACUGCCAUUGUAUUAUUACAGUGUUGUGUUAUUUAAAAAUAGCACUUGCUGUGGUAGAUUUCGCUUGUCUUGUUCCAAUCACUGAUGAUAAUUCUCUGUAAACCAAUAGCAUUUAGUAAUGAGUCUAGCUCCAGUAUGGCUAGAUACAGUAUUGUUGUGCUAGAUAGCCUUAGGAAAGCAAAUGUAGAAAGUGGUACAGUUCAAUAUUUUGAUUAAUUUGAUUGGAAACAGAAAAAAAGAGAGUACUGUUUCAUACUGUACUGAACCUGACCAUACCGCUCAGUGGAAAUGGGACAAAAGUGAUGUAAGGCCUCAAUUUUUUUUAUUGUGAGCCAUGGGGAUUAAUUUGGUUCAGCCUGUAUAUGCUCUGUUUGACACCAAAGUGUUGACAGUCAUUGACUUGCAUUUUAUGUAUCACCAAAUUUUCAUUUUUGGCUUAAGUAACCCUUUAAAGCCUGUGAGAAAUCCAAAUUGACAAUGUUUAUUUUGCUCGUCCACAUUACUACUCUUUAGUCAAACAAUUAAUUAGGCUAAACAAUAAAAAAAAGUUUGUUUUGGUAGUCUUCAAUCAAAAUGUGACCAUUUCCUUUAACAUUUGGAAUGACAGACUGUUAAUGUCAGUUUGACAGCAUUGAUAUUCUUAAUAAUUCUUAAAAUAAGUUUGUUUACUGUGUGCUGUACUGUACUGAACCAAACCGUACUGCUCAAAAAGUGAUGUAAGAUCUCAAUUUGUUGUCAGUAGCCAUGAAUAUUAUUUGGUUUAGCCUGUAUAGGUUCUGUUGAAGUAAUGCUUUAAAGUCUGUGAGAAAUAAAUUUACAGUGAUUAUUUUGCUAGUCCGCAUUGUCACUCUUUAGUCGAACAAUUAAUUAGGCUUAACAAUUAGACAAGUUUGUUUUAGUAAUCUUCAAUCAAAAUUAGACAAUUUUUGCUUCCACAUUUGGAUUGACUGAUGGCAGCGCUUCUGAGUUUACGUCAAUUUGACGGCUUCAGCUGCAAUAUUCUUAACCAUGCCCUCUCUUACUGGUAGUUUGCUUUGAGGGAAUGAUGCUUAAAAAGAAAGCCUCGCCACUAUUUAUCAUUCCAUUUCACUUGGAAGCAACUUCCGGUUUACAGAGACUUCAAAGACAGCAGACAACAAGGUGGCUUUACUAGGGUUUGAUAAAGAGCUUUUCCCUUGCCCACUUGGUCAUGACCCACACACAAAUGUCUGACUCCAUAUAGGCAAGCUUUAACAUAAAACAUCUAAUAGAAUCAGUGUGUGUUCUGUUAAACACCAAAGUGUUGACAGUCAUUGACUUGCAUUUUAUGCAUCACCAAAUACCAUAGCCAAAUUUUCAUUUUUGGCUUAAGUAACCCUUUAAAGCCUGUGAGGAAUCCAAAUUUACAGUGUUUAUUUUGCUAGUCCACAUUGUUACUCUUUGGUUGGACAAUUAAUAAGGCUUAACAAGUUUGAAAAACUUUUGUUUUGGUAAUCUUCAAUUAAAAUCUGACCAUUUGCUGACCUUUGGAUUGACUGAUGGCAGUGCUUCAAUGUUGGCGUUAAUUUGACGGCUUCAGCCACACUAUUCUUAACCACGCCUCUCCUAUCUUUAGUUUGCUAUGAGAGAAUGAUGUGCAAAAAGUAGCCCCGCCCCCUCAUCAAUAUUCCAUUUCACGUGGAAGUACAUCAACAUACUGAAAUUAAAGACUUAGCAACUUCCGGUUCUCACUGAUUUCAAAGACAGCAGACAGCAAGGUGGCUUUACUAGGAUUUGGAAAAGAGCUUCUCCCUCGCCAUCUUGGUCAUGACCCACACAAAUGUCUGACUCCAUAUAGGCAAGCUUUGUCAUGAAACAUCUAAUAGCAUCAGUGUGUGAGAUAUUGAAAGCAGAUGUCUGACUAUUUGAGCUGCCACACACACUUGAGUUCACAGGAAUGCAUUUAAUAACGGUGGUUGUGCACCUGCAAAAGCUUUCUUAUUAAAGGCACGUGCAUCACUUAAGCGUCUCUCCUAAAGAGCAUGCAGUUUCCACAGCCGAUGCGCUGAGAAAACACACACUCCUGCAGUCAUGUGCUACGGCCGCUUGAGCAUUGAUUAGCUCAUAAAUCCAACUGAAAGGAGAGUCAGGGCUGAUUGCGCUGGCUCUGUGUGUGUGUUUAAAUUACUGUGUGUACGUAUUUAUGUCUUCUCUCUUCAGCACUGAAGAUACACCAGGCAGGAAAUGGGAUCCAGAGCACAGGAAAUAGAUCAGGAAAUGCAAGGAUAUAGACGCCUACCUGUAGGUCAAGGACACUGAGGCGAGUAAUCAAAUGCAGGAAGGAGCAAAAGCCGCUGUAUGCUAAUGUGAAAACCACAUGUGGCGGGGGAAAAAAGCAGAUUAAGUUUCAAAAGUUGUGCCAUAUCCAUGUUCAUAAGUGUUUGCCAACAGAUAAUGAAUUCACUAAUAAGCUACGCAGAUGCCAAAACAAGUGUUUCUUUAGAGGGUGACUUGACACAAGUUGUUUGUGCUUCUACAUGAACUGAUACCUCGAAUGUGAAGUGUUUUUCCUCUUCUAAGUGAUCAUAGUAAACAAUUAGUUCACUCAAAAAAUAUUUAAAAUGAGUUAAACAACACAAUUCUUAACGUUUUUUGCAACCCAGGCUCAUUAUUGAUACGUACCCCUGUAUACAUUUUCGGACAAUGCAAAAUAUGUCCCAGAAGGUACUUAUUUUUUGCAGUUUUCAUCUAAGAAUAGCCAAAAACUUGACUAGUCGUCACAUAGACAGAUUAGACAGACGUUAUAUGUGUAGUCUUUCAUUUCUGUUUAUUUGAUGACUAGUCUAGUUUUGGCCUAUUCUUACGCGUCUAUUAGAUUUUUACUGACAGCCUAAGUUUAGCUUUUUUUUAACUAAAACGACUGUUUAGACAUCUAUUAGAGAGAUAUUAGACCUCUUUUAAAAAAAAAUGCUUGCUGGGUGUGUACACCUUUUCAGAUCUCCAAUGUCUCUCACAAGUGCCAUUUGCACCUGCUGUUCUCAUGUAAAUCCACCAGAGGCCGCUAUUGACUGACUGACCGAUUCCCUUUUUCUAAACCCAACUGAUAGUGUUUUCAAUUCCACCGAUUGACCUUAGCUCAUCUGGACUUUUUUUCUAGAACUUAGAGUUUAUAUUUCUGAUUUAUGAGGAAAGAACUUGAUUAUUUUAUCCCAUAUGGAAAUCUGAUAAAUGUCCAUAUAUGAACAUAUAAUUAUAGCUAAUAUUCAAACCUAUGUGUGCGUAUUUGUAAUUAAAAUGGUUGAAAAAAUAUAUACGUAAACGGCUGUUUUUUUUUCAAUACAUGUGAAACCCAAACAUGAACUUGUUUAUUGUUUAUGUAAUUUGCAUAUACUCUACCUGACAAACGUCUUGUUGUCUAUCCACGUUUUAGAAACAACAACAAAUAAUAUCUUGACUAUCAGAAGUGGCUUAUAUGAAUUAUGCUUAUUUUACCUAAAUAAAAUAUGAUCAUGCCUUGAUUUUUAAUGAUUUAAUUAGGACAGUAAGGUCUGACUAAGCUUAGACAAAGUCUUGUCACUAAACAGAAAUAAUGUACAGUAUAGAAUAUAAAGUCAUGGUGCAGUGGGAACAGAAUUCAUAUUUUGUAUGACUCCCAUGAGCUUGGAGGACUGGAUCUAUACAUCUCUGCAAUGACUCAAAUCACUUAUUAAUAGUCAUCUGGAAUUGCGAAGAAAGCAUCAAGCAGGACUCCCAGAGUUCAUCAAGAUUCUUUAGAUUAUAUUCAAUAAUAUUCAUGUCUGGUAACUGGGCUGGCCACUCCUGGAGCACCUUUGCUUCUUUGCUUACAGGAACUUUGAUGUGGAGGCUGAAGUAUGAGAAGGAGCGCUAUCCUGCUGAAGAAUUUGCCCUCUCCUGUGGUUUGUAAUGUAAUGGGCAGCAAAAAUGUCUUGAUACCUCAGGCUGCUGAUGUUGAUAUACACUCUGCAGAUCUCUCUUAUGCCCCCAUACUGAAGGUAACCCCAAACCAUGAUUUUUCCUUUACCGAACUUGACUGAUUUCUGGAAAAUCGUGGGUCCAUGCAGGUUCCAAUAGGUCUUCUGCAGUGUUUAUGAUAGUUGGAAUGCAGUUCAACAGAUGAUUCAUCGAUCUUCUUCUUCUUGACCUUCUGCCACUUUUCCAAAUGAUCAACUAGAAGUCAAGUUAUCAUUUGAUGCUCUUACAACUGAAAUCCACAACAAUACUUUUGUCAGGUAGUGUGCUAUAUGGCCAUAUAUCAGAUUUCUGUUUGGGAUGAUUGUUUUGUCUGGAAAACAUCACAUAUUUGUCUACUUCUAUUUUUUCCCUUAAGUCUCAAGUACACACUCACACAUACAAAUUGCCUUCAUUGAAAAAGCAUCCACAUUCAGUGCCUAAAAUGAAUUUCCUUUGUAGCACCAUGUUGCUGGGCGUGAAUGAAAACGGCUUUAAAUUUCUAUGGCUUUGCCCCUCACAAUAUCGUUCUUUGUGUUUAUAAUGCCUUUAUUGCUCAAAGUGAUUUUGAGUGACAUUGACUUUUUCACGCAGUGUUAAUUCUAGUCUAUUAUUAUCAGAGGGAAGUGCAGAAUGUGCUGUGAAUGUAUUUCAAUGAUUUUUUUCCCUCCUCUACAGUAUAAGCACUUGCUGUCAUAACCGAAAGGUCUUCAUGUUUGAUCAUGCUGCAACAAGCACAAUAUUGUACAAUAAUCAAGGCCAAUAAUGUGUGUUUGACUUUUUAUACAAUGUUUCGCUCUCGCUUUUGUGUUGUGUGCAUUUUUUUAAGGCUGUCACAGACUUUUGCAAAAGACGAAGAAGAAACUGGACUGAAUGAACGGCGUUUCGUUAAGUGUGUAUAUGACGACACACAUGACAUAAAGACUGAAUCAGUGUUACGUUGAGUUGUUUACCUAGACUCGGCUGCUCUGUAUAUAGCUCAUGUAAUGUCCCCGUGUAUAGAAGUUGAGGGGACAGUAUACAGUGAAAAUCGUUACGUUUGUUUGUUGGUUUUUAAAUACUCUCUCACAUGUAUAGAAGUACACACUUAUACACCCAGUUCUGCACAUAAACACACGCGACUCAGUACUGGAGCACACACUUAUUUUCAAAUGUCAAUCAACAUGGAGAUUUUAUCAUUCUAAU
Messenger RNA from Danio aesculapii, 12270 nucleotides. RefSeq names its product sema domain, transmembrane domain (TM), and cytoplasmic domain, (semaphorin) 6Ba (gene sema6ba). The transcript has 16 exons. Gene Ontology annotation, molecular function: semaphorin receptor binding; chemorepellent activity. Gene Ontology annotation, biological process: negative chemotaxis; axon guidance; negative regulation of axon extension involved in axon guidance. NCBI's taxonomy places the organism in Eukaryota, Metazoa, Chordata, Actinopteri, Cypriniformes, Danionidae. The record is from RefSeq and is a predicted model, not a curated record. Bases 1 to 2616 code for a protein of 871 amino acids.